Messenger RNA from Hirsutella rhossiliensis, 807 nucleotides. RefSeq lists its product as uncharacterized. Bases 1 to 807 code for a protein of 268 amino acids. Gene Ontology annotation, molecular function: catalytic activity. Lineage: Eukaryota; Fungi; Ascomycota; Sordariomycetes; Hypocreales; Ophiocordycipitaceae. Gene Ontology annotation, biological process: biosynthetic process. The record is from RefSeq and is a predicted model, not a curated record. The transcript has a single exon.
AUGGCACAAAGUCGUCGUCUUGGGGACUUUGUCGCGACGGUCGCGGCUGAGCAGGGACUCGAGCUGAACCCGUCACACCCUCCCUUUAACCAUCACGAUUCACCCAUUCUCCGCCCCAACCGCGCCCCCAACCACGUCCUGCUGUAUCCGGGCUCCUUCAACCCUCCCCACCGGGGUCACCAGGCGCUCCUCGACCAUGUCUUGCGUAACGCCGGCGACGACCUUUUCCUCGCCGCCGCCAUCAUCCUCCCCACCGAUGACGAUAAGCUUGCCGCCAAGAACACCAAGGACGAGCAGCCCUUUCUGCUGACCAAGGCAAAGAGAGCAAAUCUUUGGCACGAAGCGGGCCUCCCCAAGGAUCGCGUCUGGGUCUUCGAGGGAUCCGAGGACUCGUGGAAAUCCUUCCGCGCCCGGUUGCAGAAAAACCUGGCACGGCGUUGCAUCGACUUGAGGUUUGUACUCCUGGUCGGUCCCGACUGGAUCAGUUCGAGAGCCGCCUCCGACCCCAAGAGCUGGGACUGCGUCGAGGCUCUCACGAGCGACGUCUCGCGCCCCGUCGACUUUCGCUAUCCCUAUUCUCUCCGCCAGCUCCCGGCAUGCUCCAUGUGGGAGCCGUGCUCGCUUCAAGGCGAUGCACCGCCGAGCAAGGUAGCCAUCGACGCGGCCGCCGGUAAGAGCCUUUCCCCACAGCACCACCAGCCGGCUACAUUUCUGACUGCUCGUCUCUUCCCGCGGAUCCAGCCCGAGGCAAAGCAAUCGAGCUACCCGCUUUGCCGGUCGUCACCUCUUGGAAGUGCGAGACGUUGA